Molecule: messenger RNA, 2314 nt
Organism: Didymodactylos carnosus
Lineage: Eukaryota; Metazoa; Rotifera; Eurotatoria; Philodinida; Philodinidae
Source: the annotation of a GenBank genome assembly
AAACCCGAUCGAAAAAGCGUUUGUUUUGUUGAAGUUACGGGACUUUUACUCAAAGCACUGCUACACCCAGAAUUUAAUCAUUAUGACGCACUCGAUAGAAACUUCCAUAGUUCUACAGCCAAUAAUCAUCAUACAGAAUAUCAGUCGUACACAUCAAUUCCAUUUUAGAUGAGCAUUAAUUUGGUAUAUAAUAAAUUUUUAUAUCCUUUGUAGUUUCAGCUUUACCCCCCUGGAAAAAUAUUAUUUCCACCCGUAUAUUUGAAAUUUAUUUUAAGGCAACGUGUUUAUCUACAAAAAUUAUUUCAUCAAGUACCCUAUGUCUAUGUCAAACACCACUAUUUUCUUGAAAUCUUACUAAAUUUUUUCAAACCAGCCAAACGAAAGAGCACCUUCAGAACCCUUAAGAACCGAAAGGACUUAGUUUUGGUUCAGCCGUUAUCAAGAUAGGUUUCUCAUGGAACAUGCUUAUUGAUCAAAUUAAUAAUAUACUAGAUCAUAUCUUAAAUAAGCAUUUGUUUUCCGUGAAUUAUUUUUACUUUUCAUUUAAGCCCCCUUCUCGGUACCGAAGCAUCGUUGAGACAUUGGGAGGGUCUCAAAAUGACGAAAAGCCAUGUGGCUAGAGGCUAAUACAACCCGGAAUUUUGAUAUUUUACUAUUCAAAAUAAUGAUAGACGCCAAAAGUCAAAAAUUCAAAAAAGUCUCAUUAACUUGCACAAAAAUGUUUUCCUAACCACAAAUAAAGACUGAAUAUCAGAAAUCUAGCUCUAUUAGCCUCUAACCAGUUUCCAUUAUAUCAUUCUGAAACUUAUAAACAGGAAGAAUAGAAUAACCAAAAUACUGUACAUCACAAAGUUUUCCGGUUAUUAUAAUAUUUUACGAGUGAGCUAGAAACCCUGAUUUUCAAAAAACUCUGUUUUCAUCAAGUUUAUGAACUCUUCUCUUAAAACAAACAUUAACAGCUGCAGCGAGGUCGAUCACACGUGUACUAUGCAUUUUCAAGAUUACUAGAAGUCAUCCAAUGCCAGUUCUAAAGUUCCAAUAAAAAAGAUUCAAUAUCACGCCUGCUCGCUUCACUCUCAUUUUGAAGAACACACUUUGGACUCUCUACCCAUGAGAAAACAAAAGUAUUCGUACCUGAAGUUUUUGAGCUAUCAUAUUUCUCAAAGAUUCUUUAGAAGACUACUUUAAAAAAUGUUUUCGAAUUAAUGACUCUCACAAAAAGAGGUCACAACGUUUCUUCUUUUGAAUAGCGAAGACCCAAACUCUCCAGCACUGUUCAUUGUCCAGAUAUUCGAAAACGACUAAGAGUCUUCGUUUACUUUUCUACAAUAAUCUCUCAUAUAAACACAGACUGUAGAUUCUAGCAUUAAUAAUGCUAUAGAUAAUGUUCGAGAUAACAGGUCACAUUGAGACAUGAAAACAUCAUAAGACAUUUUCGAUUGUGUUAGAAGACAUAUAUGACUUUACGAAUAAAUUGCACUAAUACAGUAAAUCAUGCAAAGGGUUAGUUUAAUUCCUUUGCAUAUCAGCCAUCUAUUUUUCUAAAUGCAAUUUCAUUUUUGUCUUUGCCGUGCCACAACGUGUUGAGUUUUUACCACUACAAUGACCGUAACCAUUCGAAGAGUAAAUAGAAAGCAAAAAAAGAAUAUUAUUCAUACUAUUUACGUCAAGAGAUGACUUUUAUCUAUAAGUUCUCUAAUAUUAACUAACUCGUUUAACUUAUUCUUUUUCUACACUGAAAAGGAGAAGAAUGCCGUUUUAUCAAGUAUUUUAUGAGUCAGGAUUAUUAGAUCAAAACAAAAAACAAGAACUUGCGACUGGUUAGUUUUUUAGAAAAAAAUGGUACACUCUCUCUCUUUGUUCGCAGUUGCUAUUUGACUUUAUCGACGCACAAAAAAGAUGCAUUUUGUUAUAAAAACUCUUUGGUUAUAGCAUUAUCUUGCUGUUUUUGUCUUAUAUAUUAGGUAUCACGGAUAUUCACUGUUCAAAUACUGGUGCACCACGUUUUUUUGUCAAUGUGGUAUUAAUACCAUUUGAAAAAGGCAACGGUUAUGUUGGUGGUGAUCCUAAUAAUACGCCAUGUUUGGUUCAAGGUUUAAUUCGUUCAGGUCGCACUCAAGAAGUUAAAACAAAAAUGUUACAUGAAUUAAGUGCAUUGGUAGCUAAAAUUACGGAGUUAGAUGAGAAAUGUGUAACAGUUGGUUUCCUAGAAGGAUCAGCCAAAAAUGCAUUAGAAAACGGCAUGGAAGUACCGGAGGCAGGAGAAGAAAUACAAUGGAUGGAAAAAUAUGGAAUUAAAGUUGAUAAACAAUAG